AUGUUCGAGUGGGGAGGAUGGUGUAUGAGAGUGUCUCGGAUAGGUAUAAUUCAAGGUGUCGGUGGUGGGACAAGUAAAGGAAUGGUUAUCACCUAUUGGUUCGAUGUUGAAUCUGGAUCGGAUGGAGGAGGAUGGGUCGAGCAAGUGGAUCGGGUGAGAAGGACGGUUGGGUAA
Dovyalis caffra is the source of this 174-nucleotide messenger RNA. Lineage: Eukaryota; Viridiplantae; Streptophyta; Magnoliopsida; Malpighiales; Salicaceae. The record is from the annotation of a GenBank genome assembly.